AUGCAUUCCGUAGAGCAAGAUGCACCCCUCUGCGCCAGAUGUCGCACCAUCGACUUCGAUACAAUCCUCCAGCUCGGCAAGGAUGUCCGAGAUGCAAGACUAGAGGGUCUGCCAAUUGCAUCACUGGGCAGUAUAACUUCCGACCCAAACACGCCAUGUCCGAUGUGUGACCUCUUCGACAAGGUCAAAUUCGACCUCGACGUGACAGCCCGCCAAUCAACAUGGGAUACCAGCCAAUAUCAUUUACGUGCAUUCAGCAGCGUCAUAAAGGAAGUAGGUGUCACGGCAGAGAUGGCAACAGAACCUAAACGGCGAGAUAUUAUCAAGCAAAUUCGCAGAGGAAAUGAGUAUAUGAGUGAUGAGUCAAAUAGUGUGGUUCUCGCGGUCUUUCCGGGGAGCGCGGAUGAUGUCUUCAUUACAAGUGAACUCAGGGUCCCCGAUAUCUGCAGCCAUCUAGAACAAAGCGUCGUUAUGCCGGUGGAGGGGCCUGAUGUUGCCAAAUUACGGACACACGGGGUCCGAGUGUCACCAAAACAGAUCGAUUACACUCGUUUGAAGGAGUGGAUGAAGAACUGCGAGAGCCACCAUGGGCCUCGAUGUACUUGCUCCUCUAGUCCCCCGCCCUUUGUACUAAAGGUGAUCGACUGCCAGACCCGGAAGAUUCUUCCUCUGCAGCCAGGUUGGGAGUAUUUCGCGCUGAGCUACGUAUGGGGAACACCGUCAUCGGAGGACACAGCUAGCCAAAUACGAAACCCUAAAACCUCUCUUCCAGACCGUGUGCACGGUACUAUUGAAGAUGCUAUCACCGUCGUCCUCAACCUCGGAGGCAGGUAUAUCUGGGUCGACAAAUACUGCAUCGACCAGGACGACCUGCAGGGAAAGCACAUUCAAAUAUCUCACAUGGAUUUGAUAUAUUCCGGUGCAUAUGCUACUAUAAUCGCUGCUGGUUCUGAUAUCUCAACUUCUGGGUUACCUGGUGUUGGUGCAGUUCCGCGACAACGCCAACCACAAGCAACUUCACUGACAGCAUCUGGGACAAACCUGAGACUGGUAUCUACACUGCCUUCCAUCCGAAGUGCCUUAUCGACCAGUCCAUGGAUCUCCCGUGGCUGGACCUUCCAGGAAGUAAUUCUCUCGCGUCGAUGUCUGUUCUUCACCGACUUUCAGGUCUACUAUAUGUGCGGAGAGACUACACACUGCGAGUCGACCGUGCUCUUUCCUAUUCAUCAGUCACCUAUAACUACUGCCCAAAUAGCCGCAAAACCUGCCAGCAACGACUGUCUCGAUUCCGCUCGGUUUACCCAUCAAAUACCCCAAGAUCCAGCAUAUUAUUCCAUGACACCAUCCCGACCAUGGGCCUUCCGUACACAUCUAUCACACUACUCAAGUCGAAUCCUCUCCUACAAUACCGACGCUAUUAACGCCUUCCGAGGCGUUCUCGCUCGUUCCGACCAUCCAACAUACUACGGUAUUCCGUUCUUGUUUGGUGAAAUUUCAUCCUAUGCUCUAGCACACGAUCAUAAUUACCGCUUCGCCUGCGCACUAGCCUGGGAACCUAUCUAUCGGCCUCCUCGCAUAGGUACUGGCGAGGUCAAUAUUGACGGUGGGCAUUUGAUUCGAAGAAGGGAAUUCCCCAGCUGGUCCUGGGCCGGCUGGAUAGGCCAGGUCUCAUAUCACUACUUUCUCUGGGUCAGGAGAUUCCCUUGUGCAGAGGAGUAUCUUAUCCCACAGGAGCUGGAAGGCCAUCAGCCUGUUCGCAUAUGGGUUUGCUUCAACCUCCAUGGGCGUAAUGACCAUAUCUCAAUAGAGGAAUUCUUCAAAAAACAUAACAGCGCCCCUUGGAGGAACCUUAUCCCUGAACUCUCGCCCCUUCUGCAGAUUGAAUGUACUGUUCUCCAUUUUCUUAGGAUUAAGAUGCUGAGCCUUCGUUCCGGAACUACUCUUGUUCCUGCGUUCAGAAUCAUGAUACAGGAUGGAUUUUCCCGUGCUCCGGUGCUGUUCUGUGGGCCACCUCCUUGUUCAGACGAAGAUGGGGUGAUAGAGGACGAAUAUACAGGCCUGGUGCUCUUUGAGACCAAACAUAGCAUUGCCCUACUCACGCCCUGGGACCAUAUCGGAAUUUUUCUUCUCCUUGUAAAGGAAGUUGGGGGUGGAAGGAAGGGACAUUAUGAGCGAGUGGGUUCGGGAUGGUUGGAUCGGGCGGAGUUGGGGAAGUUGGGGAGUGAUGACAAGGUGGCGAUGAGGAGGGAGAGGGUCUUUUUAUCUUGA
Messenger RNA from Aspergillus welwitschiae, 2268 nucleotides. RefSeq names its product HET domain-containing protein. Lineage: Eukaryota; Fungi; Ascomycota; Eurotiomycetes; Eurotiales; Aspergillaceae. Bases 1 to 2268 code for a protein of 755 amino acids. The transcript has a single exon. The record is from RefSeq and is a predicted model, not a curated record.